GCAUUUAUUUCACACGUUUCAUUUCUAUUCAAGUCAAAACCAUAGGUUGCAAAAAAUAUAGCUUCCCUAAAAUUUCCACAUUUAUUUUAGCACCACCACUGCGGCUUUUAGCUCCUCUCAUUCCAACGGUGGCCGGAAAACCCAUUUGAGCGGUGCUGCCAGCCAACUUUUCUCCUUUCUCUCACAAUCAACUGGGAAUUGUUCCCUUUCAAUCCCUCUUUUUGUGCAGGUGUUAUGGAGAUAUCUUUGUUAAAGGUGCUAUCUGAUGCGAUAUCCUCAUUUUCGCAUUUAUCAUUUUCUGAAAGAAUGAAGUCAGAACCUGUAUCAAAGUAUUACCAAAAGGCAGAGAAGAUGCUUAAGUUGUUGAAGCCGAUUAUUGAUACUACUGUUUUUUCUGAUUUAGCUUCUAACAAAUUGCUUAGUAAGCUAUUUGAGGAACUUAGUCUAGCUGUUGAUGAGUUGAGGGAGCUUAUUCUGAACUGGCAUCCAUUAUCUAGUAAUUUUUACUUUGUUAUUCAAGUUGAUCCCUUAAUAUCAACAAUUCAGGAUUUGGGACUCAGCAUUUUACAACAGCUGAAGGCUUCACCUCAAAGUCUCCUUGAUAAUUUACGAGAUGAAACAUCAUCAACCAUUAAAAAAGCUAUUAUGGAACAACUGGAAGGUGUAGGGCCAAGUACAGAGGUCCUGGAAAACAUCGCCGAGAAUCUGGGUCUAAGGUCUAAUCAAGAGGCCCUGAUAGAGGCUGUAGCCCUUGAUAAGUUGAAGGAGAAUGCUGAACAACUUGAAAAUGCUGUAGAAGUUGAAUUUAUUGAUCAAAUGAUCUCAGUUGUAAAUCGUAUGCAUGAGCAUCUUGUUAUGCUUAAGCAAGCUCAGAGCUCUAUCCCGGUGUUAGUACCUGCUGAUUUUUGCUGUCCUCUCUCUUUAGAAUUGAUGAUGGAUCCAGUCAUUGUGGCAUCAGGGCAAACAUAUGAGCGGGCUUUCAUCAAGAACUGGAUUGAUCUUGGACUUACUGUUUGUCCCAAGACACGUCAGACUCUGGUUCACACCAAUCUAAUACCUAACUACACUGUCAAGGCACUAAUUGCUAACUGGUGUGAAUCAAAUGAUGUGAAGCUCGUUGAUCCCAUGAAGUCCAAAAGCUUAAAUCAGUCAUCUCCUUUUCAUGGGUCUAUGGAGUCUGGUUUGAUCAAGGAUUUGCCUGAAAUCCACCAAGAACGAACAUCAACAUUGCAUUCCUCUUCAACUCCAAGUGGUUCCUUAAAUGGUAUGGUUAAUGAGCAGCAUGUGAAUCUUGAAAGAAUAUCAUCCACAGGUUCGGAUGACGAGUCUGCCAGCUCAGAUGAAGGGAGUGUGGAUUCAGUUGACCAAUCAUUAAUGUCACCAUCUACAAGGGAAUCCUCCAAUGCCUUAAGCUCAGAACAAUCUCAAACUGAUGUUAGAACUACUUCUCAUAACAAUACUCCUCUGCUGUCAACCAGUUCAGUCCACAGUCAAGAUGCUUCUGGAGAAUUGAAUUCAGGGCCAGAUGCUGUUGCCAUGCCAACUCGUCGUAGAGAACCUGAGUUUUCACCCCAAUUGGCGGUGCCAAGGUCUCGAAGCCAAACUUUAUGGCAAAGGUCAUCUGAGUGGCUUGUUCCUAGGGUAGUGUCUAAUCCUAUCGAAACAAGAGCUGAUCUUUCUGCUGCUGAAACCCAGGUUCGGAAAUUAUUGGAGCAGUUAAAGAGCGAUUCUGUUGAUUCUAAGAGAGAGGCAACAGCAGAACUCCGCCUUCUUGCUAAGGAAAAUAUGGAUAACCGAAUUGUGAUCUCAAAUUGUGGAGCCAUUAGCUUAAUAGUUGAUUUACUGCAAUCAACCGAUACUAGGAUCCAGGAAAAUUCUGUUACAACACUCCUUAACUUAUCAAUCAAUGAUAACAACAAAGCUGCUAUUGCAAAUUCUGGUGCAAUUGAACCUUUGAUUCAUGUCCUUCAGACAGGGAGUCCAGAAGCCAAGGAGAAUUCAGCUGCCACUCUUUUCAGCCUAUCAGUUACUGAGGAAAACAAGAUCAGGAUAGGCAGGUCUGGGGCAAUUCGACCACUGGUCGAUUUAUUAGGGAACGGAACGCCUAGAGGGAAGAAAGAUGCUGCCACUGCUUUGUUUAACUUGUCAUUAUUUCAUGAAAACAAGGAUCGAAUUGUGCAAGCCGGUGCUGUGAAAAACCUUGUAGAGUUAAUGGACCCGGCAGCCGGAAUGGUUGAUAAGGCAGUGGCUGUUCUAGCAAAUCUUGCUACGAUACCAGAAGGGAAAACAGCAAUUGGUCAGCAAGGUGGCAUUCCUGUUUUGGUUGAAGUUAUCGAGUUGGGUUCUGCGAGAGGAAAGGAGAAUGCAGCAGCGGCUCUUCUACAUCUAUGCUCAGACAAUCACAGAUACUUAAACAUGGUGCUCCAAGAAGGAGCUGUACCCCCUUUAGUAGCAUUGUCACAAUCAGGCACCCCAAGGGCCAAAGAAAAGGCCUUGGCUCUCCUUAAUCAAUUUAGAAGCCAAAGACAUGGGAGCGCUGGGAGAGCUUGAUCUUGAUUUUCCAACCUUGUGAGCCUUCCAAAGGUUUUGAAUCAACUUACAAAAUAUGUAAGAUUUAUACAUUGCAUUGUGCACAUAAUAUGCGUAAAGUUUUUAUUUUUUUAUUUUUUUAUUGUUUACACAUGCUUGUAAAGGGGGAGAAUAUGUAUGGAGGAGGAGAAUUGAUUGUGUCCUCAUGUGACACACCUCUCUGUGAUGUGAAGAAAAAUUAUGCAUGCAAGUGUAACUUUUGUUUCUGAGCUAAGGCAAAAUGUUAGUGGACAAUAACUAGUAUUUGGUGAUGUAUUAACUGGCCCUUUCAAUACGAUAGGGAUCUGGAUAUUGUCUUCAUCCUUAGAUGAUAGUAUGUAGCAAGCAUUUGAAGAAGAAAUUAUUAAGUGUUAACAGUUAAAAGUGGCAUAAGAGUUGCAUUUCUCAUUAAGCUAA
This is a messenger RNA of Glycine soja, 2985 nucleotides long. RefSeq names its product U-box domain-containing protein 4-like. The record is from RefSeq and is a predicted model, not a curated record. Gene Ontology annotation, biological process: protein ubiquitination. NCBI's taxonomy places the organism in Eukaryota, Viridiplantae, Streptophyta, Magnoliopsida, Fabales, Fabaceae. The coding region runs from base 235 to 2550 and encodes 771 amino acids. The transcript is spliced from 4 exons. Gene Ontology annotation, molecular function: protein binding; ubiquitin-protein transferase activity. Gene Ontology annotation, cellular component: nucleus; cytoplasm.